This is a messenger RNA of Colletotrichum truncatum, 2631 nucleotides long. Its product is annotated as fungal specific transcription factor. NCBI's taxonomy places the organism in Eukaryota, Fungi, Ascomycota, Sordariomycetes, Glomerellales, Glomerellaceae. The record is from RefSeq and is a predicted model, not a curated record. Gene Ontology annotation, molecular function: DNA binding; zinc ion binding; DNA-binding transcription factor activity, RNA polymerase II-specific. Gene Ontology annotation, biological process: DNA-templated transcription; regulation of DNA-templated transcription.
AUGGAGGACACAGAUACCGCGAACAAUGCUGCGAGCAGAGCGGGCUCUGCAGAGGUGAAGGCCGAAUCACCAGGCAUGAGCACCAGACCACAGCAGCAACAGCAACAGUCAGCGGCGACAAAGAGGACAGUGUGCGAUCACUGUCGAAGGAGAAGAAUCCGCUGCGAUGGCAAGUUUCCCUGCGAGCAGUGCGUGCACGCCUCUCUCACUUGCAAGCGUGAUCAUGUCCCCAAGAAGAGGGGCCCAAAGCGUGGGCAUGGGAGGGUGAUCAAUGAGUUGCGAGCGAGGGAGUCGUCGCAGAAGCACCAGCAACAACAGCAACAGCAACCAGUCCAGAAACCUUUCAACGCAGAAAAUGCGCUCGAGAGCCCUACAGAGUAUGUGCGGCGUCGCUUAUCAGCAGCCUGCCCGCCGCUGAACUUGGAUAGCGUCGACAUUGGAAUGAGCGGAAGCGACCUCGGUGAGGCUGCGUCGCAGCACUCAUCCAACGCGUCAGCGGCAUCGACCCCCCCGAGCUUUUGGGCGGCCGUCACUUCGAACCCAGCCCACAGCAGUGUACCGGAACCCAGGGGCAUCUUCUCGAGCGACGAAAUGCGGCCAAGGACACGAAACUAUUUUCACAUGAUCCCCCAGUUGGUCGAGUUGUACUACGAGCACAUAUAUCCUAUUAUGCCGCUUAUCUUCAUGCCGGCAAUCCGCGAGACAAUAAGUCGGCCAGCCAUGACACCGAGCGAGAAGAACCUCAUCUAUGCCAUGUGCGCCCUCACCUCGAUGCACAUGUCCGGUAAGAGCAUAGGUGCUCCGGGGCCAACAUCGUGGGAAGUUGUAGGGAGGUUUUUCCUGGAUGAGACCAUCUCAACGAGGCAGUCUUACGACUUCCUCGAGGACUUGUCAUUGUCCGCCGUGAUCUCAUCCUUUUAUUUGAGCACAUCCUUCUUUGAGAUUAACCAGUCGCGCAAAUCGUGGUACUACUUGCGUGAGGCGUUGACCAACGCGCAGGACCUAGGACUGCAGGACGACUCGACCUACUAUGGCUUGAGUCGCGAGGAGACGCUGUGUCGGCAGAGAGUCUUUUGGAUUCUCUUCGUGACAGAAAGAUCUUUUGCGAUUUUGCGCAACAAGCCGAUCACCUUCAAGAGAACGCCUUCUCUCCCAACAACACGGCAUCCCUAUGAGGGACCGGACAUUCAUGCGGGAUUCCUGCAGCUCGUUUCAUCCUACACACCUCUCGACGAAUCGUUCGUGACGGCGUGGAACGAGGGGUCCGACCCCCGCGUCAGCGCGACGACAUUUUUGGCAUUGCAAAACCUUCUCUCCCUCCCACCUGCUUUCCUCCGACCGCGGAAUACCCGCGGAUCACCGCCGUCCCAACAACAGCAAUUUGUAGGCUCGUUUGGCGCGGCUUCGGCCGGUCGAGAUGUGGGGGGACCGGAACCCACGGAUAUUCAAAAAGCAGACCUAUUGAUUACGCAACAAUGGCUACGCCUCAUUGUAUGGCAGUCCUCUAUGCGGCAGGGUCUGUUGAGCUGGACAAACCCGGCUGAUUCCGGAGGGGGUGUCUCGUCAGGAAGCGGCGUCGGCGGUGGAAACAGCAUGUGCUUUUCUUUCCCCCUUACAGUUGCUCGUGAUACUGCGUCGAUCCUAGCAAGUCUACCGAGCAAGGCCGUCGAAGUGCACGGGAUGGGCAUCAUGGAGAAGAUUUUCGAAAUCGGAACGUGGUGUGUAAACGUGUUGGGAGCGUGCGAGAGCGUAGGGUUCUCUACGACGAUGGAUUUCACGUCGGGUGAAAUGGGCGUGCUGGGAAGUGGAAGAAAAGGUGCAAGCUUAGACCCGAUUGAGUUCUUCAUAAAAACCCUCAGCGCAAGCGAUAACUCGCGGACGCAGUUCGCCGAGAAACUCCUCACGGCUGCUGGGGAGAACCCUGGUAGUAUGAGGACACAACUCAGUCCGGCCAUGUCAUCCAUGGGGUCCAUGGUAGCCGCGAUGGUGGGCGCUGGCCAGGAGCAAGGGCAGAUGGACUCUACCGGAUGGGGUCAGCAAUCAGGGAGCGUCGUUGGGGAGGUAUUUGACGACGGCGAGGAGAAUAACAAUGGCAAUCGGCCGGUACUGGAUCUCAGAAGCGCCCCGGUGCACCACCAACCCGGAAUGCAAGGCAUGGGGUUGGGUAUCGAACUGGGCGCCGGAGAGAUGGGCGGAGGAAUAGCGGGGGUCGAUAUGGACGGCAGUAACGUCGACCUCAUGAGCCCCUUGGGGCUUACGAGAAGCAACACUGGCAUGUCGGCAGCAAUGAGCAUGUCGGGCUUCGAGACGGCCUGGAGUCCAGGCAGCGGUGGUACGGGACCAAGAGACGGAGGAUACAUGGAUCAAGGUCCACAAGGGCCAUACUCGGCUCAUCGAGAAGGAGGCUACACGGACUUGGGACCUAAUAUGAUGAUGCACGACCGGAUGGCAACUGGUGGUGGUCCCGUAGGAGGCGUCGUUGGAGAUCCAGGGGCCCCAGAUGGUCCUGUGAUGGAUGAUCAGCAACAACAGCACCAGCCCGGACAAGGCAACAGUAACCCAUACGAUAAUAGGAGAGGAGGAGACAAGGGCGGUGGAUAUCGGAACGGCGGCAUGGUCGGCGUUUGGUAA